AGAGAGAACAUUUACGAUGCUGUUCUACCCUGUGCUAGUAUUGCUACUGCUUUCCCUCAGUUUGCAACUCUCAACACAGUAUGAAGAUUGCUCCUCCCAGUGUUUUACUUGUCUUCAAGACGUGUCAGAUUCAAAUACCCUCAACCAACUGGUAUGUACCUUGGUGUGUGAGGGCAAACUUCGGACACUCUGUGAGCAAAAGAGAAAUAAGUGUGCUGAAGCAGUUCAAGCCUAUGAGUUGAAAGAAUUAGCGAACAACAAUGAGAAAGGACCAACACAUGCUGAAGAUACAGAAUCCAAAGGAAUAUCGAUUGGUACAAUAGUCAAGCGGUAUGGAGGAUUCCUUAAGAAAAUUUACAAAAUUAAUUCCGAUAUUAGGAAAAAAGUUAAUGAAAAAGACACAGACAUAACUGGAAAAACACCAAAGGUAUUGGGAAAAUGCACUGAGUCCAAGGCAGACACUCCACUGGACAGUGUUCAGUCUGCAGAGAAAAAUGAUGUCUACUUAAACAAUUCAGUUUUGAAUGACUGGUAUCAGAGGAUUUUGAGCCAAUACGCUCCAAUACACAUUAAUGAUUCUUCAGCAGAAAUACAUCUAAGGAGUUUAGAAAAAAGAUAUGGAGGUUUUUUGCGGAGAACUCUACCAAGAAUCAAGUGGCACAAUCAGAAGAGGUAUGGUGGGUUUCUAAGACGACAUUUCAAGAUAUAUGGUAGAUCAAAUGGACACCUAAUACCUUGUCUCUUCAGUCAGCAAGUCACCACCUGAACUUACUUUACUUAAUAAUCAUCACUGCAAGAUAUCUAUUGGGUUUUGCACUUCAUGAUAAGAGCCCACACUGGUCAAGUAUGUCACCAUUAACAUUUAAAUACGUCAGUUUAUGUAUUUAGUUUCUUUAUGU
Molecule: messenger RNA, 899 nt
Organism: Osmerus eperlanus (European smelt)
Lineage: Eukaryota; Metazoa; Chordata; Actinopteri; Osmeriformes; Osmeridae
Product: proenkephalin-B-like
Exons: 2
Coding region: 17-766 (249 amino acids)
Biological process (GO): sensory perception; chemical synaptic transmission; neuropeptide signaling pathway
Cellular component (GO): neuronal cell body; dendrite; axon terminus
Molecular function (GO): opioid receptor binding
Source: RefSeq, a predicted model, not a curated record